This is a messenger RNA of Bipolaris zeicola 26-R-13, 2160 nucleotides long. RefSeq lists its product as uncharacterized. The transcript has a single exon. NCBI's taxonomy places the organism in Eukaryota, Fungi, Ascomycota, Dothideomycetes, Pleosporales, Pleosporaceae. The record is from RefSeq and is a predicted model, not a curated record. The coding region runs from base 1 to 2160 and encodes 719 amino acids.
AUGAAGACUACCUUUGCUCUUUUGGUCACUGGACUGGCCUCUCAGCAGGUCGCUGCCACUUGGAACUUCUUCGACAACUAUGGCACACCCAACUACAGCAACAACAAGUGUAGCGAGAAGCAACAGGGUGGCUUUAACUGGUCUGACCUCAACGACGGUGACUCGGUCAGCAACUACGGAGACUUUGACUUUUCUGGAGGCUGGAAGUGCGCCAACUCUUUUGGCAAGCUUGACUCGUUGACCAAGAGGACUUUUGGCAACAAGUGCAUCAAGAACACGGUCGGCAAGAAGCAGCCUGCUUCAUUCGGCUGCAACAAGCGUGGUUUCUCCAUCAGCCACAUGGACAUUUCUUCCGAGUUUGACGCUGAACUCGAGCUCCACUACACUAUGCAGGACGGGUCUAUUUGCAAGCAGCGCGGCAGCUGCUCAGCUGGUGGAUCGACUCUUCAGAACACCCAGUGCGGUGGUGCCAAAUCCGUCGACAUCUACCUUGGCUCUCACCACAAGGGCGACCAGGACUCGUGCGAGAUUGGUUUCCACAACAUUGGCUUUGACUGCAGCCCCGAGACUCCUUACACCACCCCUACCCCGCCUGAGGUUCCUUCUACCACCAGCCCAGCCGAGUAUCCCACUUCUCCUGCCAAGGAAACUCCCACCCCAGUCCCCAGCACUACUCCUGCCGAUGAGUGUGGACAGUACGGUGGUGAGGGAUGCGGUACUACGUCGGUUCGGAGGCCUACUGGUGGCAUCUGCGAAGGUGGCGACUGCUCCCCUGUUUCUACUCCUGAGGCUUCCACCUCACCCAGCGAGACUCCCACUCCUUCUGCUGACUGCGGACAAUACGGUGGCGAGGGAUGCGACACUCCCAGCGAGACUCCUACCCCCGAGGUUCCUACUUCAGAGACUCUUGUAGAGACUCCCACUGAGACUCCUUCCGAGACUCCUUCCGAGACUCCUUCCGAGACUCCUACUCCAGAUGUUCCCACUUCCAAGAUGCCCGCUUCUUCGCCUGCUCCUUACACCAACACCUCUGCACCUGCAUACACUCCUCCCACUCAGGUUCCUUCUUCGGUUGUUGAGAGCACCACUGCUACUCCACCAGUCGAGAGCUCUGCCACUCCUGAAUGCGGUUACGGCCAGUCUUGCGAGGAGUCAUCUGCUAUUGUCACCUCUGCCGUCCCUAGCAGCGCUGCCACUCCUCUCCCUGCCACCAGCUCUGAGGCUCCCAAGCCAUCAAGCCCCAGCUACCCUCCUGUGGACAUUACCGACUCGGUCCCCAAGUGCAUGAACUCGUGGCUUCAAAUCUCUGCUCCUGGCUGCAAGGACAACACCGACGCCAAGUGCUACUGUGUCAAGCCCGAGUUCACCAAGAAUGUCAUUGACUGCCUUACUGCUCGCUGCGGAAGUGACGACGAUACCCGCAAGGCACUCCAGUACUUCAUUGGUAUCUGCGCUGAGCACAUCCCCCAGAACCCCAACAUUGUCGGUGACUGCCCUUCGUACAUUCCUUUGAACCCUACCCCAUCUCCUCCUGCUGUUCCUACUGGUGGCGCCUCUGCUCCCGUUCCUGGCAGCUCUGUUCCCGCUGCCGCUGAGAGCAGCCCCGUCGCUGUUCCUACUGGUGGAAAGGGCACUCCCGCUCCUUCGGUCCCAGCUGAGACUCCCGCUCCUUCAGCCCCUGCAGAGUAUCCUGUUCCUUCAGCACCUGCUGAAGUUCCGGCUCCCUCGGCUCCCGCAGAGUAUCCCGCUCCUUCAGUCCCCGCUGGAACUCCUGCUCUCACUCCCAUUGCCAGCACUGCCCCCCCUGCUGAGCAAACCCCUUGCACCACCAUCACCUACGGCACAACCACCCUCACUGUGCCCCAGGUCCACUUCACCACCGAGCCCAGCACCCCUGGUGCUCCCCCCAAGCAGCCUGUCGCUCUCGUCCCCGGCACUGCGCCCCCACAGACUCCCGCUACUACUACUCCCGCCGGCGGCGCCGUCCCUCCUCCCUACCCCACUGCCACUACCCUGGGCACUGCCACCGUCCCUAUUGCCUCUGGCACUGGCGGCGUCCGUCCUUCUGCGCCCGCUGAAUUCACCGGCGCUGCAUCGCCCUUCAGCAUGGUACCUCACAGCGCGCUCUUUGGUGCGCUCCUUGCCUUUUUCGCAUUGUAA